This is a messenger RNA of Diaporthe citri, 390 nucleotides long. RefSeq lists its product as uncharacterized. The transcript is spliced from 2 exons. Bases 1 to 390 code for a protein of 129 amino acids. Lineage: Eukaryota; Fungi; Ascomycota; Sordariomycetes; Diaporthales; Diaporthaceae. The record is from RefSeq and is a predicted model, not a curated record.
AUGUCCAACAUCUACCAGACCUUCGGGCUGCCCGCAUUCUACGCCCACGUGCACUUCAUCGAGUUUGGCCCAGACGACUUCUGGUCCGGCGGCGAGCCCGCCGAGCCGUCCGCGACCGUCUCCAUCUACCACGCCGCCGCCAACGUCCGGGACAAGCAGGAGGGCGAAAUGUUCCUCAAGGCCUUUGACGAUGUCGUGCGCCCGGUCUUGAAGCCCAAGGGCAUGCGGUGGGAGUCCACCAACUAUGAGACCCCUCGCGACUUUUGGAGGCUGCAGGGCAUGGCGCCUCCGGACUUUGACACCGAUAUGCACAAGAAGUGGGUCAAGGAGAACACCUUUACCGAUGAGGAUGGGGAGCAACUUCUGCGCCAGCAGGGCUAUUGUGUGUAA